CCCGGCUUGGCUUGCCCGAAGCGCAGGAGAUGGAAGUUUUUUCCCUCGCUUUGCUGGUGUCCGUGUGUUGGACUCGAACCUGGGAAGCGGCGCGGUCGGAUUCGAUCAUUCAUAUCGGAGCAAUAUUUGAUGAAUCCGCAAAAAAAGAUGAAGAGGUGUUUCGUAUGGCAGUUGCCGACCUCAACCAGAACGAUGAAAUUUUGCAGACGGAGAAAAUCACAAUUUCGGUGACUUUUGUGGAUGGCAACAACCCAUUUCAGGCAGUUCAAGAAGCCUGUGACCUAAUGAACCAUGGCAUCUUGGCCCUUGUCAGCUCCAUUGGUUGUACGUCAGCUGGAUCCCUCCAAUCCCUGGCAGAUGCUAUGCACAUCCCUCACCUCUUCAUCCAGCGGUCAACAGCUGGAACUCCAAGGAGUGGUUGUGGAACCACCAGGAGCAAUAGGAACGAUGACUACACUCUGUUUGUUCGCCCGCCUGUCUACAUCAAUGAUGUCAUCUUGAGGGUGGUCACAGAAUACGCCUGGCAGAAAUUCAUUAUUUUCUAUGACAGCGAGUACGAUAUCCGUGGAAUACAAGAGUUUUUGGACAAAGUAUCUCAGCAGGGAAUGGAUGUAGCACUGCAGAAGGUAGAGAACAACAUCAAUAAAAUGAUCACAGGGCUCUUUGCCACCAUGCGGAUAGAGGAACUGAACCGCUACCGGGAUACUCUGAGGCGAGCCAUUCUGGUAAUGAACCCAUCAACAGCCAAGUCUUUCAUUGCUGAGGUCGUGGAAGCCAAUUUGGUUGCUUUUGACUGUCACUGGAUCAUUAUAAAUGAGGAAAUAAAUGAUGCAGACGUGCAGGAGUUGGUGCGAAAGUCAAUUGGAAGGUUGACCAUUAUUCGGCAGUCGUUUCCAGUGCCACAGAACAUAAGUCAGCGCUGUUUCCGCGGGAACCACCGAAUAUCAUCAUCACUGUGUGAUCCUAAGGACCCUUUCUCCCAAAACAUGGAGAUUACCAACCUCUACAUAUAUGAUACGGUGCUCUUGCUGGCAAACGCUUUCCAUAAGAAGCUGGAGGACCGGAAGUGGCACAGCAUGGCAAGCCUGACCUGCAUUAGGAAGAACUCUAAGCCGUGGCAAGGAGGGAGAUCUAUGUUGGAUACAAUCCGGAAGGGUGGAGUGACUGGUUUGACAGGUGAACUGGAAUUUGCAGAAAAUGGCGGUAAUCCCAAUGUUCUGUUUGAAAUCCUGGGGACCAACUACGGGGAAGAACUUAGCAGAGGCAUCCGCAAACUUGGCUGCUGGAAUCCUGUCACCGGUCUCAACGGCUCCUUAACAGACAGAAGGCUGGAGAAUAACAUGCGUGGGGUGGUCCUCCGUGUAGUUACAGUGCUGGAAGAGCCAUUCGUGAUGGUUUCAGAAAAUGUUUUGGGGAAACCAAAGAAAUACCAAGGCUUUUCGAUUGAUGUCUUAGAAUCUUUAUCUACGUACCUUGGCUUCACAUAUGAAAUUUAUGUAGCGCCAGAUCACAAAUAUGGACGCCCCCUGGAGAAUGGGAGCUGGAAUGGAUUGAUAGGAGAAUUAGUGUUUAAGAGAGCUGACAUAGGCAUUUCUGCAUUAACCAUCACUCCAGACCGCGAAAACGUAGUUGAUUUUACCACCCGUUACAUGGAUUACUCUGUGGGUGUGCUGCUCCGGAAGGCUGAAAAGACAAUGGAUAUGUUUGCUUGCCUAGCACCGUUUGACCUUUCCCUCUGGGCAUGCAUAGCAGGAACAGUGCUUUUGGUAGGCCUGCUGGUAUACCUCCUGAACUGGCUUAAUCCACCCCGUCUGCAAAUGGGGUCAAUGACGUCAACCACCCUCUACAACUCCAUGUGGUUUGUGUAUGGAUCCUUUGUGCAGCAAGGAGGAGAGGUUCCCUAUACAACUCUGGCAACGCGAAUGAUGAUGGGUGCCUGGUGGCUCUUCGCCUUGAUUGUCAUCUCCUCCUACACAGCAAAUCUUGCAGCGUUUCUCACCAUCACUCGCAUUGAAAACUCCAUCCAGUCUCUCCAGGAUCUCUCCAGGCAGACUGAUAUUCCUUAUGGCACUGUUUUGGAUUCUGCAGUCUAUGAGCAUGUGCGGGUAAAAGGGAUGAAUCCUUUUGAAAAGAACAACAUGUAUUCCAAACUAUGGCAGAUGAUUAACCGAAGUAAUGGCUCUGAGAAUACCGUGCAAGAAUCCCAGGCAGGCAUUCAAAAGGUAAAAUAUGGAAACUAUGCCUUCGUAUGGGAUGCUGCUGUUUUGGAAUAUGUUGCUCUUAAUGACCCAGAUUGCUCUUUUUACACGAUCGGAAACACCAUUGCAGAUCGAGGAUAUGGAAUUGCUCUUCAACAUGGCAGUCCCUAUAGAGAUGUAUUCUCACAGAGGAUUCUAGAACUUCAGCAGAAUGGACACAUGGAUCUACUGAAGCACAAGUGGUGGCCAAAGAAUGGCCAGUGUGACCUGUACUCUUCUGUGGACCCCAAAUAUAAAGGAGGAGCUUUGGACAUUAAGAGCUUUGCGGGUGUAUUUUGCAUACUGGCCGCUGGGAUUGUUCUCUCCUGUUUAAUUGCAAUGCUGGAAACAUGGUGGAAUAAAAGAAAAGGCUCUCAGGUUCCUUCAAAAGAGGACGACAAAGAAAUUGAUCUGGAACAUCUCCAUAGACGCGUGAACAGCCUGUGCACAGACGAUGAGAGCCCCCAUAAACAGUUUUCCACCUCGUCCAUUGACUUGACUCCUCUGGACAUUGACACUUUGCCAACACGCCAAGCGCUGGAGCAAAUCAGUGACUUCAGGAACACUCAUAUCACUACUACAACCUUCAUACCAGAACAGAUCCAGACUCUUAGUCGUACACUUUCAGCUAAAGCUGCUUCUGGAUUCUCUUUUGGCAGUGUCCCCGAGCACCGAACUGGCCCUUUUAGGCACAGGGCGCCAAACGGGGGCUUUUUCAGAAGUCCUAUCAAAACAAUGUCCUCAAUUCCAUAUCAACCAACUCCGACCUUAGGGCUCAACAUCGGUAACGAUCCGGACCGAGGCACCUCCAUAUAAAGUUUUAAACAGCGUUUUGUCACUGUUUCUUUUUAGGACUCCCUUUGCGAGGAGCAGCUGUGAUAUUGUGGGACUAACAUGGAUGUAACUUUUUAAAAAGAAAUCAGGAGUAUUUAGUAACAACUCACUAUCCUUCCUCUCCCCCUCCUCUUUCUCACUUUCUCUCUGAUACUACUUGAGGCCGUGAUUUUUCAACCCAGCUUCUCUUGAGUAGUUUCACUGACUGAACUGCUGUGACUCCGGAGUAAGAGUUCUCUAGAAUAUACUAUGCCCCCAACAUUGAAGCAAACUCAUUAUGGUCAGGGGAACUGCUAUGAAACAAGUGAUAUUGGGAAUGCAACCUGAGCCACAAUU
Molecule: messenger RNA, 3407 nt
Organism: Euleptes europaea (tarantolino)
Lineage: Eukaryota; Metazoa; Chordata; Lepidosauria; Squamata; Sphaerodactylidae
Gene: GRID2
Product: glutamate ionotropic receptor delta type subunit 2
Exons: 16
Coding region: 30-3053 (1007 amino acids)
Biological process (GO): modulation of chemical synaptic transmission; synaptic transmission, glutamatergic; monoatomic ion transport
Cellular component (GO): postsynaptic membrane; plasma membrane
Molecular function (GO): transmitter-gated monoatomic ion channel activity involved in regulation of postsynaptic membrane potential; glutamate-gated receptor activity
Source: RefSeq, a predicted model, not a curated record